UUAAUUAUAUUUUGUUUUACAUAAUUGUAUAAAUUGUUUCGCUUUUUGUUGUGAUGUUUUCGUGAUGGUUUUUUCGUAUAUAUAUACUUUUUAAUUUGUGUUUAUGUUUGAAUCACAUAUUUAAAAUACUUCGUUGAACUUGGCUCUAAAUCAAAAAUAACUAUUUAUGAACUAUCCAAAUGACGUUUCCUUACUGUAAGUAAGGUCACGAGUGAUUUAGUAAUUGAUUAACUAUGGGCGCCCUGAGCAAAUUGCAAGUAGCUUUCAAGAAAUAUCCUCUUCUACGUGGUAUGGCAUCUUAUGCCAUAAUAUGGCCAAUAUCAAGUCUCAUACAACAAUCUUUUGAAGGAAAAAAUAUUGACACUUAUGAUUGGUGGCGAUGUGCUAGAUAUGGUUUGUAUGGAUCAUGUUAUGUGGCCCCUACGUUGUAUAGUUGGUUGACUGUUGCUAAUGUGAUGUGGCCUGGUAAUACUAUAAAAGCUGGCUUGAUAAAAACUUUAGUUGAAACUUUAACUUAUACACCAUUUGCUAUGUGCAGCUUUUAUUUUGGUAUGAGUCUUUUAGAGAUGAAACCUUUCCAUGAAGCUCUUGCUGAAGUAAAUGCAAAAUUCUUGCCCACUUACAAGGUUGGUGCUACUGUUUGGCCUGCUGUAGCUAUGAUCAACUUCUGUGUAAUUCCUCCACGAAACAGAGUUCCUUUUAUUAGUAUUUGCAGCCUCAUAUGGACUUGUUUCUUGGCUUAUAUGAAGCAAAUGGACAAAGAAAAGGUUAUAAAAGAAUCUCCUGUUCAACUUCUAAAAAUUUUAUAGCUUUUAAUUUUUUUUAGCUCAAAUUUAUGUAAUGUUAAAAGGUAUAAAGUUAUUUAAAUCCUAUUCGACUUGAUUUUGAAAGAGCAGUAGAUGUCUGCUUUGUCUGUUGUGAAUUUAAUGAGUGCUUAGUUUAUUUAUUUAUCUCAAAAAUUGUGAAAUUGUUUCUACAGAUCACCUAAUAGGUACUUUAUCUUUUUUAUUAGUAACUCUAUUUAUUAUUUAUUUUAAAUAAUGUGUACACUAAUCUAGAUCUGUCAUGCCAGCUUUAUCCCAUCGAUCCCGGGCGCGAUUAUGAAUGGUUAUCGCAAGGUUUUAAUCAUUCCAAGAGGCAUCCGGGCCACGGUUAGUAGUAAUAAUGUAGUAUAAAAUUAUAACAUGAUAAAAUAGUUUCUAUUUUAAAUAAUUGACAAUGUGAUUAUGUUUGUGAUAUUAAUGUUAAGAACAAAGUUACAAAAGUAUUAGCAAAAUUAUCAAAGUAUUAUAAAAGUGUCAUUCAUAAUUUUAAAGUUAAGCAAAUCUGUGUAGGUGGUAAUAUGUACUAGUAAUUGUACAGUCGCCGUAUGUGAUACCAAUUAUUAAAUUAAAUUGCGUAACUAGUUCAAGACCAUCAGACGAAAAUUCCCAUUCAGACAUAUUAAUUACAUUAAAUUCCAAGACGUUGACAAAGUGCGAGGUAGUAGGAAUGGUUUAAUUUUAGGUUAUCUUAUGUUGUCUUGGACUUGUUUUGAAAGUUAAUAUUUUAUUUUUUUUCUCAUUAGUGAUUUUGCUGACUUUGUUGUAAGCAGAUUUCAUGAUUUACUAUAUACGGACCGUGAUCAGGGUCUUUAUGUAGUAAACAGUAUUUUUCUAAGAUAAAGUAAUAAAAAGUUUUGCCCUUUAAUUUUAUUUUAUUUAA
Molecule: messenger RNA, 1704 nt
Organism: Diatraea saccharalis (sugarcane borer)
Lineage: Eukaryota; Metazoa; Arthropoda; Insecta; Lepidoptera; Crambidae
Source: the annotation of a GenBank genome assembly